UUUUAAUAGAGACCUACGUUGUUUGGGGGGGGUAUAGUUUUCCUUUAAAGUGUUUGUUUAUGCUUUUUCAAACUGCCCGCGCUGGGACUACAACUUCCGCCCUUACUUGCGGCUCAGCUGAAGCUGGAACACAGAAGAGCAGCAGAGGGGAAGCCGCUGUGUCACAUGAUAAUGGGGAAAGCUAGAGAGAAGUAAGAGCGGGCAGGGGCGGGGCUACAGCUGACAGUAUGACAGCCUGGGCGAACAAAAGCUCCAGAGAGAGAGAGAGAGAGCUGCGAUAGCCUGACACAGGCAAACAGUUACAGCCGGAGAAAGUGACUAAGGCUCAGUGAGACAGCAGGGAGGAGGGCCCACAGGCAUCCUGAUUUGAGCCAGAUGGGAUUAUGGGAGAUGGAGUCUGCUGAGGGGAUGUGAGGAAAUCUCAGCCCUGACACAAGAGCCCUGGCAGCCGCUCCUGAGGCUCAUCAGCACAUGAAUAGGCUCCGCUAGCCAGAAAGACAACAGAGACUGUGGAAUUUCAGCCAAACCCUGCCCUGGACUGACAGAAGGAGAGGGAAUUCCAAGGAUACCAUGGAGCCUGGGUGUGUGUGAGACUAAUAAGGAUGGGCUGUCAGACUUGAUUCUGAUCUUGCUGCCUGUACCCUAUACAAUGCACAAUCUCUUUGCUUUCCUAUUCCUGCUCCUGAGGACUGAGCUGUGCACCUCGUUUCCUCGGAUUUUACUGGCGACCGAAAAUGGCUCCAUUGAACUCUCCGAUGCCCUCACUGUGAUUCCGAGCGCCGACCAGUCCUUAAAUGCGUCCGCUGUAUCCGCCACACCCACCCCACCUAUCUCCAAGUCCUUGGAUCAUUCCCCUCCCACUGCCCCAGCCCCUGGUUUCUUGCAGAUAGGCGAUGGACGCUGCUUGCUGUUCGAUUUUCCAGAGCACAGCGAGGGAGUCAUCGUGAUCAGCUCCGGAUCGGCGGCUCAUAACUCAGACCUCACUGUGCUCUCGCUGGACACCUCGGUGCUUAAAGUCUUGAACGUGAGUCGUGGGACGGGAGGAUUGCCUGGUUACUUCUUGGCACACAUAUACUCAGGGAUGCCGGGCACAGCCCCCCUUCAUAUGCAGCUGAAGCUGCUUGGAUCCCAACUGGAGGAAAGAAAGGACUUUGCCAUACAUGUUGUCCCAAAUGAUGAUGCGGAGUAUGUGGGCACUGCAGCUAGUCAUUUUUCUGAGAGCCCUCUCCUCUUUGCUCUGCUCCCCCUCCUACUUAUCAACAAGUGUGCCUUUGGAUGCAAAGUGGACGUGGAAGUGUUAAAGGGCCUGAGACACCAACCCCACCCUAUAAUCCUUGGAAUUGUAGGACAGUUUGUGUUGAUGCCCUUGUAUGCAUACCUUCUCUCUCUCCUUUUAGGUCUCUCCCAGCCUCUAGCGUUUGGGCUGGUUGUUACAUGUUCCUCUCCAGGUGGUGGUGGAGGUUACCUCUAUAGCCUUCUACUAGGUGGUGAUGUUACCUUAGCUAUAUCAAUGACAUUAAUUUCUACGGUGGUUGCGGUGGGUUUAAUGCCCCUCUCCUCGUCUCUGUAUGGACAUUUUCUUGGUGUACAUCAAACGCUUCACAUUCCUUUCUUGAAGAUUGUUGGCACUCUGCUUUUCAUAGCUAUUCCAAUUUCAACUGGCAUGGUGAUAAAGUGGCGUUUUCCCAAGGUGUCCCGGCUCCUCCUCCACGUUAUCAAGCCUUUUAGCGUCCUGCUGAUGAUCGGAGGUCUAUAUAUGGCCUACCAGAUGGGUUCUUCUCUUCUCAGUCAAGUGCCCCCUAUAUUGAUUGUAGCUGGGAUAAGUGUUCCAUUAGUGGGCUUGCUGGUAGGCUACCUUAUGGCCACUUGCCUUCGCUUACCCAUCGCCCAGCGGAGGACAGUCAGCAUAGAAGUUGGGGUGCAGAACAGUCUGCUGGCCUUGGCCGUUCUACAGCUUUCACUUCAUCGAGCCGAGGCUGAUCUUUCUUCACAAGCGCCGUUCCUAGUGGCCCUCAGCGGGACUUCAGAAAUGCUAUUAAUUGUUCUUUUGCACUCGGUCUAUGGAAAACUCAGAGAUUGCCACUAAUGGGGGAAACAAGACUAUGCCCCUCUGCUUCGAAGCAGUCCUUUCAAUGCCGCAUAUAAUUUAUUUGCAUUCCUGUUUAUUUCCUGCUUCGCUUCUACAUUGACAUUGCGGUUUGUAAAGAUUUAGGGCAAUCUAAAAACAAUCCCUUUACAUUCUUAGGAAAUAUUGUGAAUGUUUACACCAAUUCUGUUUGUCUCUGUUUUUUUAAAACAGAGCUUCACCUUGCAGUUAACAUUACGUAGACUUUCGUUUAUGUAUGUAAUAGAAAUAUUUGCAGCUCUCAACAGCCAUAAAAACUGGGAUAUUAACUUGACUGCCAGGAACAAGGAUAGAAAGAUAAGCAAUUCAUUUAAUUUAAGUAAAAAAAAACAGGCCCGUUUCAGAUUCUGGAGGGGUCACCGACCCUAGCAACAGGUAGUGUUCAUAGUUUUGCUUUGGAGAGAUGCAAAAAAAAUUAAAAAAAUGUAACUUCCCCUUUAAGCUACUUGCUGUUUUAAUUGUUCCAUCUUUUACUGUACCUCCAGGGAUGUGGCGGUUACCAAUAAUAAUUAGACAUUAUAUUCAGCAUCCCUUAUGUCUUAAUACUGUAAAAUAACAUGAAGCAUCAGAGUUGUUAGUAGCAGGUUUGUGGUCUCCCACAGGGGGUUCAGAUUUAAGGGAAUUAUUUCACAGCAAACCGUGCCUCGUGCUUAAGUCAUUCAGAAAGCGUUUAUGCCUGUUACUUUAGCCAUUCCAUUCAUAAAACCUGAAGCCAAAGUCCUGUGAUCAGUAAGCUUGCACUGAGGGGAAAACAGCUAUUUUUAUAGGGUUGUUUUAUAUUGGAACGGGAAAUAAAACAUUCUGGUCAAUUAAAAUAAAGAAAGUUUAAGUUCU
Molecule: messenger RNA, 2959 nt
Organism: Xenopus laevis (African clawed frog)
Lineage: Eukaryota; Metazoa; Chordata; Amphibia; Anura; Pipidae
Gene: slc10a3.S
Product: solute carrier family 10 member 3 S homeolog
Exons: 1
Coding region: 650-2086 (478 amino acids)
Biological process (GO): bile acid and bile salt transport
Cellular component (GO): membrane
Molecular function (GO): bile acid:sodium symporter activity
Source: RefSeq, a predicted model, not a curated record